UGCGCCUCGGAAGGUCUCUUUUCCCGAGUUGGGAAGUCGGUGCUCUGACUUCGGCGUCAUGUUCCAUCAUAUGCAGGUUAAUUAUUCAACGUCUGUAUGGCUUGUGAGGGACGGCCAACGCAGUUCACAUGUGACACACGUGUAGCAUUUGACCAAACAUCACACUGAAAGCUUAUUAUUUAGAAGUUAUUCUAAUGUUAAUAGGUUUAAUGCGUCUGACGUCAGUAACUCAUCAAGCCGUGACCCAACCAGAAUUUUCACCGACUUCACGAAUUGUUGUUCCGAUCAGAAGUGCCUUCCGGUUAAUUUUCCGAAAUCGGCAACUCAUUUUUCCGAUUAUCCCUACACCACGUGAAUGCACAGUAAUUUCACUACCGGUGCUAUCGUGUUUUUGCGACUGGACACAUCCGUGCUCAACAUAUCAAGCAGUUGCGAGCAGCUAACGUCAGUGGCCCAGCUGCGUGUUGGAGGUUGUCUUUUUUUUUUUUUUUAAACCGUUGUACACCAGUGCACUGACGGAGCUGACGGGCAUGGCGAAGAGACGCGCCGAGGACACGCUGCUGCAUGGCUCUCCCUCCAAAAGAUGCCACCGAUCACUUCUGGAGAGCGCGCCUCCGGCAGCGGUCGGGGGUGUGAGCAUGAGCCCUCCGUCACUGCUGGCUCUGUUGGGCAGCCGCUGCAAAAAGAGGCCGCACUACUUCGAAGACCCGGAGCAGGAAGAAGAAGAAGAAGCAGCAGCGGGUCUCUAUCGCAGGACCACACACUGCGACACGAGGAAGCAUGCGGCCGAUGUUGUGACGACGCAGACUUCUGGAAGUUUCCAGGAACGUCACGACCCCAGUGCAACCACGAGCCACAAGAAACGACCUCGAGAGGACUGCGUGGACUCGGAGACUGCGCCUCCUCAAGCCACUGAUCCAGCAGCAGAUGGAGACACAAACACCGAAGACUGCGCUUUCAACUCCUUCCAGUACUGGAGGCCUCCCUUACCCGAGCUUGACCUCUCACUGCUAGACAGCAAUUCCCAAACGGAGCAGAAGUCAAAGGUCAAAGACGCUCCCUCCGAUGUCAUGGAGACCUGAAGUCGAGGGCCGUGCGCACGUCAGCCCGGCAAACAUGAUGAUGAAAAUGUGAUGCUCGCCAGCAGGUCAGUAGGUUAGGGUCGCCCGACUUUUCAUCCAGGUGAGAUGCGACAACCCGGUGAUGCAGACCGCCCUGUCGUUAGCCCGGUCUGACUGAUUUACAGGCUGUAUUAAGGGAGCUAUUGAAAGAUCAAUGACUUGGGUGAAGCAACAAUAAGAUCUGCACUGAUACAGUACUACAAUAAGGAUGCAUGUGUUUGUUUUGUGGUGAAAAUGCGGCAGUAUUUUAUAAACAAGUUCAUACUGUAAUGUUGUUAAAGCAAUUUGGUGUAACUCAUCCCGUAUUAUGUGACUGGCAUCGUAGAUGUUAUGGGAAACAUAGACUUGGAGUUCUGCUCUCGCACUUUUGUCACGUGUCACAAGUAUAUUCCAGUGUUUUUUUUUUUGGCAAUAAAUACAGUUUUCCCGA
Messenger RNA from Scophthalmus maximus (turbot), 1551 nucleotides. RefSeq lists its product as uncharacterized. The transcript is spliced from 2 exons. NCBI's taxonomy places the organism in Eukaryota, Metazoa, Chordata, Actinopteri, Pleuronectiformes, Scophthalmidae. Bases 531 to 1082 code for a protein of 183 amino acids. The record is from RefSeq and is a predicted model, not a curated record.